AUGGCCGACACGCUGGACGUGAACCAGUUUCGCUGCUCCAUCUGUCUGGAGCCCUACACCGACCCAGUCUCCAUCCCAUGCGGACACAACUUCUGCAAGCUGUGCAUCGAGAAGUUCUGGGACACCUCGGAGCGCUGCUGCUGCCCCCUGUGCAUGGAGGCGUUUUACAGGAGACCCGAGCUUCGGGUCAACUACUCCUUCCGAGAUGUUGUCAAUCUCUUCAAAAACCCAAGUCCGCUGACGAGCAGAAAAGGCAGCGAGGCGAGAGCUGGCGACGUGGCGUGUGAUGUCUGCACGGAUGUGAAGCUGAAGGCCACCAAGUCCUGCCUGGUGUGUCUGGUGUCCUACUGCGAGACCCACCUGGAGCCUCACAAGACAGCAGCAGGCCUGAGCAGACACAAGCUCAUAGAGCCGGUUAGAAACCUGGAGGACAGAAUAUGUAAGAAGCAUGAGAAGGUCUUGGAGAUGUUCUGCAAGAAGGAGGAGAAGUUUAUCUGUCAGAUCUGCGCCCAGACCGAACACAGCCGGCACCAGGUUUUGACGUCGGAGGCGGCGUCACAGCAAAAAAUGAUCCAGGUGAAGAGGAGGGGGAGAGAAGUGGAGCUGAUGAUACAGGAUCGACAGAAGAGGAUCGAAGAAAUCAAUCGCUCCAAGAUACAAACCCAUGAGAACGCACGGAGACAGAUGGAGACGAGCGUUAAGGUGUUCACGUCCGUGAUCGACUCCAUCAGAAAAACCCACAAAGAGCUGACGGAGGAGAUCGAGGCGAGACACAACGCCGAGCAGAAGAGGUUCGAGGAGCUCAUCGCCGAGCUGAGGAAGGAGAUCGAUGAACUGGAGAAGAAGAACGUCGAGCUCCAGCAGCUCUCGCAUAUUGAAGACCACAUCAGUCUCCUGCAGGCUUUCAGCAAAGCCCACGCACUUCCACCAACCCAGAACUGGCCAAGCAUCCCCGUUAACGAAGUGGACUUUCUGGAUUAUAUACGAACAUCUUUGAUUAGAGCCAGAGAGUUCAUGAACGUGGAAAUUAAACAGCAGGCAGCCACCGAGCUCAGGACCGUGCAGAAAUUUGCAGAGGACAUCAGCAUCGACGCCGACACCGCCGGGCCCUGGCUGCUCGUCUCUGAAGAUGGGAGAGAAGUGAGGCAGUCGCCGAAGAAGCAAAGAGUUCCAGCCAGCAUGGCGAGAUUCACAGAGAACACGUUUGCCGUUGCAACUCGGGCGUUUUCCACCGGCAGGCACUACUGGGAGGUCUGGGUGACGGGGAAGUUCAACUGGCUGCUGGGACUCGCCUCCGACUCCCUGAGGAGGAGCGAACACGUCGCUCCCUGCCCAGAGAACGGCCUGUGGACGGUCGGCCUCCGGGACGGGGCGAAGUACUUUGCUUCCACAAAGAACCCGUCCCGUCUGACGCUGCCGUUCCCUCUUCAGAGGGUGGGAGUGUUUGUGGACUACGAGGAGAGGCAGGUGUCCUUCUUUAACGCGCUGACCAUGACUCACAUCUUCACCUUCACAAAGUGCAAGUUCACAGCAAAGGUUUACCCCGUAUUUGAUCCUUGUUUGGCCCCAGAGAAGAAGGAGAUGGCUCCUCUGAAAAUCACCAUGGUAGAGAUCACAAAAUGAAAAGUUGAUGACGAUCAUGUUUAGCGCUCUAGAUGUCCUGUAUGAGCUCAUCAGAAACAGACUGUAUGUCCAACAGUGAUUCUAUGACACAUCACAGAUCACCUUCACUCAUUUGCACUAUAAGAGAAGAGGUUUAUUGUGUAUUUAUUGAUGCUGAUCACGUUUCUAUACACGAUACAACAUAUCGUCAGCAUCGUGGUCAUUUAUCAUAACUGAUCAGAUGUCUGAACAUAUAAUGCACUGACAAACUUUACAAUUAAAAAGAUGAUUUUAUUUUAACAGGUAAACAUCCCUGUGGACCUACAUCCAGCAGCCAGUUAGCUUAGCUUAGCAUAGCUUAGCAUAAAGACUGUAACUACCACGUUGCAUCGUGUUUGUUUAAAACCAAAGUGUAAAUAUGAGGAGUCACUGAGUCGGGUUUUGUACUUGAUAAGCAACCAGAUGUAAACACCAGGAAGUCACCGCUUCCACCUGACACAUAAAACCCAAUAAAACGAUGAGUUAUUGUGUGUUUGUACAUAGCAGAUAAUUUGUCACGGAAAAGAUAUUGAUUUCCAUGUUAACCAUAACAGAACAAGCCAAACCUGUAAAUAAAGUCAGCAUCAAUAACCUGGAUUCUAAUAAAUGUUAUUCAUUAUUUUCAC
Stegastes partitus (bicolor damselfish) is the source of this 2267-nucleotide messenger RNA. Its product is annotated as E3 ubiquitin-protein ligase TRIM17-like. Lineage: Eukaryota; Metazoa; Chordata; Actinopteri; Pomacentridae. The record is from RefSeq and is a predicted model, not a curated record. Bases 1 to 1623 code for a protein of 540 amino acids. The transcript has 6 exons. Gene Ontology annotation, molecular function: zinc ion binding; protein binding.